GUUUAAACAGGGAAGAGGAAUACGGUUAUCAAGAGUCAACAAAACAAAGCAAGGCAGCGUUAAUCUUUGAAGAUGGACUGGCUUAAAGCUCAGAGCAGAUUGACGCAUCACCCUGACAUUUCCAGUGACGUAGCAGUGAUGUCAGCUGUCGGAAUAAACACUCUAUAAAGGCCUGUUUCCAGGCAGCUCCUGUGCAGGACAGACGCAGACACCUGGGACAGCUGUCAGUCAUAACAGGAGGCUCCUCAGCUCAUUCUUCGCUCUGCAUUCACGUAAGAGAGGACUCUCAGGACCAUGAACAUUUCUGUCAACCCCACUACCCCCACCAAGGUGACCGGGGGACCCACCACUCCCAGGAAAGGCCCCCCCAAGUUCAAGCAGAGGCAGACGCGGCAGUUCAAGAGCAAGCCCCCCAAGAAAGGAGUGAAGGGCUUUGGUGAUGAUAUUCCUGGGAUGGAGGGACUGGGAACUGAUAUCACGGUCAUCUGCCCCUGGGAGGCAUUCAGCCAUCUGGAGCUGCACGAGCUGGCGCAAUUCGGCAUCAUCUGAGCCUGCCCUUGAACCCCGGGACAGGACGUUCCUUGUAGACACCCUGCCACUCACUUCCCACUGCAGCUGACUCACACUAGAAGCACAACUCUCCUUUGGAACCUGCCUGGAGCAGACCGGCGAAUCGCAGGAAGCGGAGCCUGCAGUCUGACAAUCUUCGGGCAGAGGAAACCUUUAACCAGCUGGUGCCCACAGGGGGGUGUGAUAGGAGAUCUGGAGACUGAGGGAAAAACACCCUUCAAGAUUCCUACAAGACGGAGCUCUAACCAACUUGGUGACCAGCCUCUGAAUCUUUAUUUUCCGACACGUUUACAAAGCACAUCAAGUAGCCAAAUGUACUAUACAAGUGCUGCACAGGAAUCUUAAAGGGAUUUUCCCUUUUUUUGUGAGGGAAAUAAUAGGAUCCUUGUGUUACUUUCUGAACAUUGUUUUUUUUUUAAAUUAAAACUGUGCAAGCGAACUUAAUACCAGAUCUGUAGCUGUGAUAACCAUGCGCAUGAGUAAUUUACAUUUUCUUGCGUAUCUGAGUAUGACAUGUAACCAUUUGAUUGAGUCAUGAUCCUAUUUUGAAUACACUCAGUAGGUGUGACUUCAAUAUGUACUGGCUGUAGAGAUAGUACACCUGUUCUUCUGUUGCUGCAGACUGUUCUCUCUGGACUAGCAAACCUUCACCUUUCUCCUUGUGCUGUCAAUUGUACUUAAAUGUUAAAUUAAACCUUUGAUCUCUCUGUAAUCCAUUUCCAGACUCUUGCUGCUGCUCUUCUGUUGUAGUUUUCUGACCUCUCUCCAUUAAUAAAGC
Molecule: messenger RNA, 1348 nt
Organism: Lepisosteus oculatus (spotted gar)
Lineage: Eukaryota; Metazoa; Chordata; Actinopteri; Semionotiformes; Lepisosteidae
Source: RefSeq, a predicted model, not a curated record